Corylus avellana is the source of this 1516-nucleotide messenger RNA. Its product is annotated as putative CCR4-associated factor 1 homolog 7. NCBI's taxonomy places the organism in Eukaryota, Viridiplantae, Streptophyta, Magnoliopsida, Fagales, Betulaceae. Gene Ontology annotation, cellular component: CCR4-NOT complex. Gene Ontology annotation, molecular function: nucleic acid binding; poly(A)-specific ribonuclease activity. The record is from RefSeq and is a predicted model, not a curated record.
CCUCUCAAAUCUCUCUCGCUGACCUGUAGCCCAUCUUCUUGUUACGGUGAAUAAAGCGAAGGCAGAAGGAGGCUGAGGCUUUUAUACACAGCUUUCUUCCAAGCCCUUCCUCUGCCAUUUGCUCAUUUCUAUAUUUCCUUUUUCUUUUUCUUUUUUUUAAUAUAUAAUUAAAAAAACAAAAAAAAAAGUUUCUUUUUGGUUCUCUCUGCAAAACCCAUCUCUUUCCUAGAAAAAACCUCGUUUGAUAAAACUCAGGAGACGCUAUAAAAUCCCACAAUUUGCCCAGGAAAUCCCCAUUCCCUGCGACCCAGUUAUCCCAAGACCCUCAUUUCCCGAACUCCAAGGGAGCUUUUCGGAUUGUAAGUAUUGGAGAUUUAGGGUUUUUGGUUUUUGUUGGGUCUUUGUUGUUUCUUCCAAAUAUCGUUGCAUACGCGAAAGAAAAUGUCGAUUUUGCCGAAAAGCGAUUCGAUUCACAUCCGGGAAGUUUGGAACGAUAAUCUUGAUGAUGAAUUUGCUCUGAUUCGGGGCAUUGUAGACGAUUACCCAUACAUUGCAAUGGAUACCGAGUUUCCGGGAAUCGUUCUCCGUCCGGUUGGGAAUUUCAAGAGCAGCUUUGACUACAAUUACCAGAACCUCAAGGCUAAUGUGGAUCUCUUGAAGCUAAUUCAGCUGGGUCUUACGCUUUCUGAUGAGAAAGGGAAUCUCCCCACCUGUGGGACUGAUAAAUAUUGUGUUUGGCAAUUCAAUUUCCGGGAGUUUAAUCCCAACGAGGAUGUGUAUGCGAAUGACUCCAUUGAGCUGCUAUCCCAGAGCGGCAUUGAUUUCCAGAUGAACAAUGAGAAGGGCGUCGAUGCUCGCCGGUUUAGCGAGCUGCUGAUGUCGUCGGGGAUUGUGUUGAAUGAUAAUGUCCAUUGGGUUACCUUCCAUAGCGGGUAUGAUUUCGGGUAUUUGCUCAAGCUCCUCACCUGCCAGAAUCUCCCCGAUUCGCAGGCGGGGUUCUUCGAUCUGAUCAAGGUUUACUUCCCCACGCUGUAUGAUAUCAAGCAUCUGAUGAGGUUCUGCAACAGCCUCCAUGGCGGGCUGAACAAGCUUGCCGAGCUCUUGGAUGUCGAGAGAAUUGGUAGCUGUCACCAAGCAGGUUCGGAUAGUCUGCUUACUUGCUCUGCAUUCAUGAAAAUGAAAAAGAAUUUCUUUCAUGGCUCGCCUGAGAAAUAUGCUGGUGUUUUGUAUGGUCUUGGCUUUGAAAACGGACAGAGUGCUCAUUGAAAAGAGACAGAGAGAAAGACAAAGACAGAGAAAGGAAAAAAAAUUAUGAAAUGAUAAUAAGAAUGAAAGCUAUUUGUGUUGUAUUGUGAAAUCUUGUCUGCUGCAUAAAUUUUCCUUUGUUGUAGUUGUUGUACAUUUUUGCAGCAGUUUGUAUAGUGGAAGUGUAGUGAUUCUUAAUGAUAAAAGGAAAUCUGUAUCUCCGAAUACUUGUAAUGUAUAUCUUGCAAACCAGCAACAUCGUUGUUAAUGA